AUGGAGGACCCAACCCCCGUUGUACCUACUGCUUACAAACGUCCGCGCGACGAAGAUGCCGAGCCUCAGCCCUCUACACCAUUCAAGGCUAUUUCGUCACAAGCAUCGACUCCUUUAUCGGUUCUGUCCGAUGUUCAGACACCGUCACCAAUGCCGUCAACCGUUCCCAGCAGAGCUGCCCCGACCAGCAGCACCGUCGCAAGCCAAACUCCCACACAGACAGCACCUGGCUCAAGUAAUACUCAGCAACCAGCCAAGAAGAAACGGAAGGCCCUGACGCAGCAAGAGAAGGACGACGCGGCUCGCGAGAAGGACGCCAAAGCCAAGACCAAGGCAGACAAAGCAGCACAGAAGGAGGCUGAAGCUAAGUUCAGGGCCGACGAGAAGGCCCAAAAGGCUGCGCAAAAGGAGGCAGAGAGCAAAGCAAAGGCUGAGGAGAAAGCCAAGAAAGAGGAAGAGAAGGCAAAGAAAGAGGAAGAGAAGGCAAAGAAAGAAGCUGAGAAGCGCGAAAAGGAAGAGGAGAAAGCGAAGAAGGAGCGGUCACAGAUGAAGCUCAAUGCUUUCUUCGUGAAGCCUAAAGUCAUUGCCAACAGUGCUGAACCUUCCGCGGUAGACUCAAACCCAGACUCUACUGCCCCACAUAUAUCAUCACCAUGGGACACUCCUGGCGCUGUUACUAACACAAUUCCCCCCUCUCCGCAGAGAUCCAUCCAAAAGAACGGGCAGUCAGACUACGAUCGGUGUUUCCUUCCUUUCUCGUUACCGUCACACGCUAUCCUGGCGCCCGCGAACGCAUUUAUGGAGGAUACCGAGAAGCUCAACGCGGCAAGAGCACGGUUGGAUCAGCUAUCCAAGGACGAUCAUGCCGGCUUGGAGCAUCUGACUCUGCACACCCUGAAGGUCUCGCUUCCAGCGCGCGCACGACGAGGCCUGAAGACCGCUACCAUAACGGAGGUCGUCAAACGAGUCCAUGGCUCGUCCGAUCGACCUAGCGACCUCACCAACGACGAUGAGGCCAAUCAGCAGCAGCCACUCGACAUGCUGAAGGCGAUACCUAUGAAGUAUCUGCACUUCGGUGAAGAUGUUCGUCCUCCUUACUACGGUACCUACUCAAAAUCCUAUUCGGACGCAGAUGCGCGCCGACUCGCUCGCAAUGCAGUCUCUCGAAUUCGUCAAGACACCAACUACGACUACGAUUCCGAGGCUGAGUGGGAAGAGCCUGAAGAGGGUGAGGAUCUUGACUCUGAAGGCGAAGAUGAUCUUGAAGAGGAGGGAGAUGAUGAUAUGGAUGGUUUUCUAGACGACGAGGAGGACCCGCAGCUCAAGCGGCGAAUGUUGUCGGGUGAUCUGGUGCCUGUCAGCACUGGCUUGUGUUGGGAGGAUGCCAGCGGUGUCUCCAAACUCAACGAUGGCUCCGAUGCCAUCUGCACAGAGUUCAAGGAGUUCAAGAUGGAGUUCCUGCUGGAUCCGUAUCCUCAAUCGAUCGAUCCGUUCUCAAUAGCCUACUGGGCACCACCGGCACCUAUUGUAGCCGCAACGACCGCGACAGCAAAUAAGAACGCUUCCACACAUGGCCUUAUGAAUCCGCCACCGCGAGUGCCGUUGACGCAGCGAACGAUGAAUGGGUUGCUGAACACUCUCAACUCCAACUCGGCGUCCUCUACUGCGUCCAAACCUGCGGCGCCGAGGAAGAUGAUUCCUGACGAUCAACUUCCCGCCUUCAAGGCUGAGAUUCAGGGCAAAGAUCUCACUAAGAUUGGCAUGAUCGAAGCUCUAAAGAAAGCCUUUCCGAAGCUUCCCAAGGCAGCUAUUACCAACACACUCAGCACUGUCGCCGCGAGGGUCGGUCCUACAGAAAAGGAGAAGCGCUGGGUGCUGAUCAACAAUUGA
Messenger RNA from Macroventuria anomochaeta, 1890 nucleotides. RefSeq lists its product as uncharacterized. Gene Ontology annotation, biological process: nucleosome assembly. Gene Ontology annotation, cellular component: CAF-1 complex; nucleus. Bases 1 to 1890 code for a protein of 629 amino acids. NCBI's taxonomy places the organism in Eukaryota, Fungi, Ascomycota, Dothideomycetes, Pleosporales, Didymellaceae. The transcript has 3 exons. The record is from RefSeq and is a predicted model, not a curated record.